AUGGCUGCCCAAACUUUGCAACGUGAAGUUUUACCAACAAACGUUACCCCAUUACAUUAUGAUCUUCAAAUUGGACCUAACUUCAAAACUUUUACUUUCGAAGGGGUUGAAAAGAUAACUUUGCAAAUCAAUGAUUCUUCAAUUGAUUCGGUGGAAUUAAAUGCCCUAGAUAUGGAAUUCCAAUCCAUUGAUAUCAAUAAUUCUAUUAAACCUGAGGCAUUUAAUUUGGAUAAAGAUACUCAAAUUUUAAAGAUUACAUUCCCUCAAGGUACAAUGGCUAAAUUAUCUAAAGAAUUUAUUUUAAAUAUUAAUUUCAUAGGUCAAUUAAAUGAUAAUAUGGCUGGUUUCUAUAGAGCCAAAUAUCAAGAUAAAUUGACUGGAGAAACUAAAUAUAUGGCAACCACACAAAUGGAACCUACUGAUGCUAGAAGAGCUUUCCCUUGUUUUGAUGAGCCUAAUUUGAAAGCUACUUUCGAUAUUACUUUAGUUUCUGAACCUUCUUUAACUCAUUUAUCAAAUAUGGAUGUUAAAUCAGAAAAAAUAGAAUCUGGUAAGAAAUUCACUUCAUUUAAUACCACCCCAAAAUUAUCUACUUAUCUAGUGGCAUUCAUUGUUGCUGAGUUGAAAUAUGUAGAAAAUAAAGAUUUUAGAAUCCCAGUUAGAGUAUAUGCCACCCCAGGUGAUGAACAUUUGGGUCAAUUUGCUGCCGAUUUAACUGCAAAGACAUUAGCUUUCUUUGAAAAAACUUUUGGCAUUCAAUACCCUCUACCUAAAAUGGAUAAUGUAGCAGUCCAUGAAUUUUCUGCUGGUGCUAUGGAAAAUUGGGGGUUAGUCACUUAUAGAGUGGUUGAUCUUUUAUUAGAUAAAGAUAAUUCUACUUUGGAUCGUAUUCAAAGAGUAGCAGAAGUUGUACAACAUGAAUUGGCUCACCAAUGGUUUGGUAAUUUAGUCACCAUGGAUUGGUGGGAAGGUUUAUGGUUAAAUGAAGGGUUUGCUACUUGGAUGUCUUGGUACUCUUGUAAUGAAUUCGAACCAGAAUGGAAAGUUUGGGAACAAUAUGUUACUGAUACUUUACAACAUGCUUUAGGUUUGGAUUCUUUAAGAUCUUCACAUCCAAUUGAAGUACCUGUUAAGAGAGCAGAUGAAAUUAAUCAAAUCUUUGACGCUAUUUCUUAUUCUAAAGGUGCUUCUCUAUUAAGAAUGAUUUCUAAAUGGUUAGGUGAAGAUGUAUUCAUUAAAGGUGUUUCUCAAUAUUUACAAAAAUUCAAAUAUGGUAAUGCAAAGACCACUGACUUAUGGGAUGCCUUAUCAGCUGCUUCAGGUAAAGAUGUCAGUAAAGUCAUGAAUAUAUGGACAAAGAAAGUCGGUUUCCCGGUCAUUUCUGUAGAAGAAGAUUCAAAAAGUAAUCAAAUUAAAUUUACUCAAAACCGUUAUUUAAGUACCGGUGAUGUAAAGGAAAAUGAAGAUGAAACCUUAUACCCAGUAUUUUUAGCCUUGAAAACAGAAGGUAAUACUGAUCAAUCAUUAGUCUUAGAUGAAAGAUCUAAAACAGUUACUGUUAAGGAUUUGGAUUUCUUUAAGGCUAAUGGUGAUCAAUCUGGUAUCUAUAUCACUUCUUAUUCCGAUGAAAGAUGGGCUAAAUUAUCUAAACAAGCUGAUUUAUUAUCCGUGGAAGAUCGUACAGGUUUAGUGGCAGAUGUUAAGGCUUUGUCUUCAUCAGGUUACACUUCCACUGAAAACUUUUUAAGUUUAAUCUCCCAAUGGAAUGAUGAAAAAUCAUUUGUUGUUUGGGAACAAAUAAUUAACUCUUUAUCUGCUUUAAAAACUACUUGGGCCUUCGAAUCUGAUGAAGUUAAGGAUGCUUUGAAUGCCUUUACAAGAAAAUUAGUCUCUAAGAAAGUUAAGGAACUAGGCUGGGAUUUUGAAGCUAAGAGUGAAAGUGAAUCAUUUUCUACUCAACGUUUGAAAGUUAGUAUGUUUGCCACUGCGUGUGCAGCUAGGGAACCGGCUGUUGAAAAAGCUGCCUUAGAUAUGUUUGCCAAAUAUACUGCAGGUGAUAAGAAGGCUAUUCCAGCUCUAAUUAAACCUGCAGUAUUUAGUGCUGCUGCCAGAGAAGGUUCAGUUGAAAAUUAUGAAAAAUUAUUGAAGAUCUUUAAAAAUCCAGUUUCUACAGAUGAAAAAUUAUCCGCUUUAAGAUGUUUGGGUAGAUUUAAGGACGCAAAAUUAUUAGAAAGAACUUUGGGCUUAUUAUCUGAUGGUACAGUUCUAAACCAAGAUAUUUAUAUUCCAAUGCAAGGUAUGAGAACUCAUAAAGAAGGUAUUGAAGCUCUAUGGGCUUGGAUUAAGGUUAACUGGGAUGACAUCGUUAAGAGAUUGCCACCUGGUUUAUCCAUGUUAGGAUCUGUUAUUAUUAUUGGUACUUCUGGUUAUACCACUUUUGAAGCCAAGAACGAUAUCGAAAAAUUCUUUAAAGAUAAGUCAACUAAGGGCUUUGACCAAAGUUUGGCUCAAUCUUUGGAUACUAUCACUUCUAAAGCACAAUGGGUCAGCAGAGACCGUGAUGUUGUUUUGAAAUACUUGAAAGAUAAUGGUUAUUACAAUUAA
This is a messenger RNA of Henningerozyma blattae CBS 6284, 2604 nucleotides long. RefSeq names its product arginine/alanine aminopeptidase. Bases 1 to 2604 code for a protein of 867 amino acids. The record is from RefSeq and is a predicted model, not a curated record. The transcript has a single exon. Lineage: Eukaryota; Fungi; Ascomycota; Saccharomycetes; Saccharomycetales; Saccharomycetaceae. Gene Ontology annotation, cellular component: cytoplasm. Gene Ontology annotation, molecular function: peptide binding; metalloaminopeptidase activity; zinc ion binding. Gene Ontology annotation, biological process: proteolysis; peptide catabolic process.